This is a messenger RNA of Balaenoptera acutorostrata (minke whale), 1398 nucleotides long. It is a transcript of the gene NUBP2, whose product is annotated as NUBP iron-sulfur cluster assembly factor 2, cytosolic. NCBI's taxonomy places the organism in Eukaryota, Metazoa, Chordata, Mammalia, Artiodactyla, Balaenopteridae. Gene Ontology annotation, biological process: iron-sulfur cluster assembly. Gene Ontology annotation, cellular component: cytosol. The record is from RefSeq and is a predicted model, not a curated record. The transcript has 7 exons. Gene Ontology annotation, molecular function: 4 iron, 4 sulfur cluster binding; ATP binding; ATP-dependent FeS chaperone activity. The coding region runs from base 294 to 929 and encodes 211 amino acids.
CCACACGAUUGUGGUUGCUUCCGCAGAGCUGUGGCCUCCCUCCUGAGAACUGGAGGCCAGGGCUGCCUUGAGUGCCUCUUCUGACCCCAGGGGAGGGGGCUGGGCACCUACAGAUCAGACCUCAGAGCCAGCCUGGAAACCUGGCCGGCGUCCGGCACAUCAUCCUCGUUCUCUCGGGAAAGGGGGGUGUUGGGAAAAGCACCAUCUCCACGGAGCUGGCCCUGGCCCUGCGCCACGCAGGCAAGAAGGUGGGUAUCCUCGACGUGGACCUGUGUGGCCCCAGCAUCCCCCGCAUGCUCCGGGUGCAGGGCAAGGCUGUGCAUCAGUGCGACAGUGGCUGGGUGCCUGUCUUCGUGGACCAGGAGCAGAGCAUCUCCCUCAUGUCUGUGGGCUUCCUGCUAGAGAAGCCGGAUGAGGCAGUGGUGUGGAGAGGCCCCAAGAAGAACGCACUGAUAAAGCAGUUUGUGUCCGAUGUGGCCUGGGGGCAGCUGGACUACCUGGUUGUGGACACGCCCCCGGGGACCUCUGAUGAGCACAUGGCCGUGGUGGAUGCCCUGCGCCCCUACAGCCCCCUGGGGGCCCUCGUGGUCACCACACCCCAGGCAGUGUCCGUGGGGGACGUGAGGCGGGAGCUGACCUUCUGUAAGAAGGUGGGGUUGCGGGUGAUCGGGGUCGUGGAGAACAUGAGCGGCUUUGUCUGCCCACACUGCGCAGAGUGCACCAACAUCUUCUCCAGGGGAGGCGGCGAGGAGCUGGCCAGACACGCUGGAGUCCCCUUCCUGGGCUCUGUGCCCCUGGACCCCGAGCUCACGCGGAGCCUGGAGGAGGGCCGAGACUUCAUCCAGGGGUUCCCCGAGAGCCCCGCGUUUCCCGCGCUCUCCUGCAUAGCCCAAAAGAUUCUGAACGAGGCGCCUGUUGGACUUUGCUGACCGAGGCAGUUUGAGUGUCUCCUCUGUGUGCUGUGGGGCUCGUGCUCACAGCCCGGAGCAGAGGUGGCAGCACGGUUCCUGGAACCCGUGGCCCUGGGCUGCCGUCACCAUGUGCUCCUCUCCCCGUGGGCCUGCCCUGGACAUUUCUGGUGCUUCAGCAGCAUCUCAGCAUCAGAGCCACUGACAGUCGGUGGUUCCGCCUGGUUGGCCUGUGGCAGGGCCCAGGGAUAGCGUGAGGUCGCGAUGCCGUGGCCUGACCUCCCUGGUGGUGCAGCUCGGUACUUACAUGCCCCAGACAGACUGGCUGCUCCCGACAGCCAAGUCUCCACGUUGUUCACAAAGCUUGUAUGUCUGGGAGCGCACUGGGCCUAUAAUCCUGGUGAAACAGGCAGCAACACCCAGUAAGGUGUCAAACUUGUAAUUCAGAGGAGCCCAAAAUAAACGCGUCCCACCGCCGUGGUUACAGGUC